CCCCCUCCUCCAGGCCCCGGGCCGCCCUCAGCAACGUGACGCCGCAGGCGGUUGGUAGGGCCGGGGCAGGAAGUGGUUCCUGGCGGCGGAGAGCACUUCCGGGGCAGCGCGGCAUGGCGGCGCCGGGCCGACCGUCGAGGAGCAGAGUGUGAGUGGCUGCGCCAUUGCGUUGGGCCUCAGGAGAACAGUGUGUGACUGUGUCUCGAGCAUCCUGCGUGGCCGUUGCCAGAAAGCAGCCUCCUGGAGAGCAGCAGAGCAGCAGGCUGUCUGCGCUAUGGCCGCUGAAGUGCAUUUCUCGGCCCCUGAGAUCCCUGAGCCCACGCUGAUGGAGAACGUGCUGCGCUGCGGCCUCUUCUUUGGAGCCGUUUUCCAGCUUCUGUGCGUGUUGGCCAUAAUGCUGCCAGUUUCCAAGUGCCCAGAGACAACCGUCGAGGAGCAGAGUGUGAGUGGCUGCGCCAUUGCGUUGGGCCUCAGGAGAACAGUGUGUGACUGUGUCUCGAGCAUCCUGCGUGGCCGUUGCCAGAAAGCAGCCUCCUGGAGAGCAGCAGAGCAGCAGGCUGUCUGCGCUAUGGCCGCUGAAGUGCAUUUCUCGGCCCCUGAGAUCCCUGAGCCCACGCUGAUGGAGAACGUGCUGCGCUGCGGCCUCUUCUUUGGAGCCGUUUUCCAGCUUCUGUGCGUGUUGGCCAUAAUGCUGCCAGUUUCCAAGUGCCCAGAGACAACCGUCGAGGAGCAGAGUGUGAGUGGCUGCGCCAUUGCGUUGGGCCUCAGGAGAACAGUGUGUGACUGUGUCUCGAGCAUCCUGCGUGGCCGUUGCCAGAAAGCAGCCUCCUGGAGAGCAGCAGAGCAGCAGGCUGUCUGCGCUAUGGCCGCUGAAGUGCAUUUCUCGGCCCCUGAGAUCCCUGAGCCCACGCUGAUGGAGAACGUGCUGCGCUGCGGCCUCUUCUUUGGAGCCGUUUUCCAGCUUCUGUGCGUGUUGGCCAUAAUGCUGCCAGUUUCCAAGUGCCCAGAGACAGACUCGGACGGCUUGGAGUCUAAGACUUGGGAGACGGCGAAGAAACCAAAGGCAAGUGCUGCACAGCUAAGCAAGAAAGCCAAGAAGGAAAGCAAAAAGAAACGGUGAGGGCUUGAGCGAUAAGCCUCAAAGGCCAAAGGAAGCAGCGGGAAUGCUUGCUGAGAGGUGCUCCAAAGGCAGCGCACUGUACGUCUGGUUUUGUGGCGUGGCCGUGCUUUCCCUUGCACGGACAUUGGAGAGGAACUGAGGAAGCUGGAGGGGCUUCUGAUGCGUGACAAACAAAUCGGACUUUGCCUGUGCGGGAUUUCAUGUCUGGCAAGAGCUGGGGACGCUGCGUUCCUUCAGGGUCCUUCAGCUCGAUAGCUGUUUCAGAAUGUUGAUGAUGAGGUGAACAUAGCGCAUGUCGCUGGUCAUGAGCGGUAUCCAGGCUAUUUUAUUUUCUGUUGACGUAUCUACAAAACGCAACCCAAAUCCCUUAGUUUCAAAUAAAAGGGAAACAAACCUUU
Molecule: messenger RNA, 1518 nt
Organism: Tympanuchus pallidicinctus (lesser prairie-chicken)
Lineage: Eukaryota; Metazoa; Chordata; Aves; Galliformes; Phasianidae
Product: protein MANBAL-like
Exons: 8
Coding region: 275-1120 (281 amino acids)
Cellular component (GO): membrane
Source: RefSeq, a predicted model, not a curated record